Molecule: messenger RNA, 465 nt
Organism: Monosiga brevicollis MX1
Lineage: Eukaryota; Choanoflagellata; Craspedida; Salpingoecidae
Exons: 4
Coding region: 7-441 (144 amino acids)
Biological process (GO): translation; ribosomal small subunit assembly
Cellular component (GO): ribosome; cytosolic small ribosomal subunit
Molecular function (GO): structural constituent of ribosome
Source: RefSeq, a predicted model, not a curated record
GGCACCAUGAGUCAACCCGAGGGCAAGAAGCGCACCUUCCGCAAGUACUCGUACCGAGGCAUCGACCUCGACAAGCUGCUCGACCUCUCCGAGGAGCAGUUUGCGGAGAUGGUCACUUGCCGCGUGCGCCGCAAAUUCAAGCGCGGUCUCAAGCGCCAGCACACCGCUCUUCUCAAGAAGCUGCGUGCCGCCAAGAAGAAAGCCGGCCCUGCUGAGAAGCCCGAUGUUGUCAAGACCCACCUUCGCAACAUGGUCAUUGUCCCCGAGAUGAUCGGCUCCAUGGUUGGUGUGUACAACGGCAAGACCUUCAACCAAGUUGAGAUCAAGGCUGAGAUGACUGGCCACUACCUGGGUGAGUUCUCCAUCACUUACAAGCCCGUCAAGCACGGUCGCCCCGGUAUUGGUGCCACCAACUCCUCGCGCUUCAUUCCCCUGAAGUAAAUAAAUCGAGGUGUUGAUAUUCUG